Messenger RNA from Prunus persica (peach), 663 nucleotides. RefSeq names its product F-box protein At3g07870. The record is from RefSeq and is a predicted model, not a curated record. Lineage: Eukaryota; Viridiplantae; Streptophyta; Magnoliopsida; Rosales; Rosaceae. The transcript has a single exon. Bases 1 to 663 code for a protein of 220 amino acids.
AUGAGUGGUGCCUAUAAGCUUGUUCGGUUCAGGGGUACAAGUCAAUGGCGUUAUGAACCGUACCGGGAGGUGUUGGUUUUGACCGUUGGCUCUGGGGCUUGGAGAAGCAUUGGGAAUUUUUGGUACGAUUUGGACUACAUGCUAUAUGGGGUUUGUGUUAGUGGGUUUCUUCAUUGGAUUGAUUGGUCAAGGGCUCUGAUAUGUGCCUUUGAUCUUGAAAGAGAGGUUUUCCAAGAGUUGCCCCUACCCCCUAGUUGGGAUUUGGAAGGACGGAAUAAUAUAUCAAGAUUGGACUUUAGCGUCUUGCAGGGUUGCCUCUCUGUAACUGUAACUGUAGAUUCCCAGAGAAAAAUGAGUAUUUGGGUGAUGAAGGAGCAUGGGGUUAAGGAGUCUUGGAGCCUAGAGCUUACAAUUGGAGGCGUCAUAGUUCCACGUCCUUGCCAGCAGUUUUUUCGGAAUGGGCGAAUCUCGUUGAAGUUUGGGGAUGGGCCAGUCUUAUUGAAGUUUGGGGAUGGGCAAGUCUUGUUGUUUAAUGGUGGGAAAUUGCUGGCUCAUGCUUCUGGGAAGGGUCUUGUGGACGUUGAGUUUGAUGGGAUAUACUUGAUUUCUGCACAUGUCCAUAUUCCAAGCUUUGUUUCGCCUAAACAUAUUAUCGGGGGAUAG